AUGUCUAGCUUGCGCCUCGUCAUCGAAGAUGGUCAAUUCAGAGAUAACCACGGCAGACAUGUCCUCCUUCGCGGUAUAAACGUAGCAGGAGAUGCGAAGCUGCCAAGCACGCCAGAUGUCCCCUCGCAUGUUUCCGACGACUUCUUCGACGGCGACAACGUCAAAUUUCACGGCCGACCCUUUCGAAAAGAAGACGCGCAUAUCCAUUUCUCCAGGCUCAAACGUUACGGUUACAACACCAUUCGCUACAUAUUUACGUGGGAGGCCAUCGAAGCCGCCGGGCCUGGCAAAUAUGAUGAAGCAUGGAUACAGCACACCAUUGACGUCCUGCGGGAAGCCAAAGAAUAUGGCUUCUACGUCUUCAUGGAUCCGCACCAGGAUGUGUGGUCACGAUACUCUGGAGGUUCAGGCGCUCCCAUGUGGACGCUGUACGCCUGUGGCCUUAAUCCUCAAAGUUUUGCUGCCACCGAAGCCGCCAUAGUACACAACACAUACCCCGAUCCCGAAAACUUCCCCAAGAUGAUUUGGUCAACCAAUUACUACCGUCUCGCCGCCGCCACUAUCUUCACUCUGUUCUUUGCCGGCAAGGACUUUGCCCCGAAAGCCAUAAUAAAUGGCAUCAACAUUCAGGAGUUCCUGCUGGGCCACUACCUGGCUGCCAUAUCACAUCUUGCCAAGCGGUUGAAGGAAGCUGGGGGUAUUCUCAAUGACGUCGUUUUUGGCUGGGAGAGUCUGAACGAACCCAACAGAGGCAUCGUUGGAAAUGCGGACCUGAGCGUAAUACCAAAAGAUCAGGCUUUGAAGAAAGGGACAGCACCAACGCUCUGGCAGGCCAUCCUGACCGGCUCCGGAAGGGCAUGCGAGGUGGACACCUGGGAUAUGGGUGGCUUAGGCCCGUACAAGGUGGGCCGAUCGCUCAUUGAUCCUCACGGUGAGAUCGCCUGGUUGCCCGCCGACUACGACGAUUCGAGGUACGGUUGGAAGCGCGACCCAGGCUGGAAGCUGGGUGAGUGCUUGUGGGCCCAGCAUGGCGUUUGGGAUCCCUCCAAAGAUCUCCUGCUGAAGAAAGACUAUUUUGCCAAGAGUCCCCGGACAGGCAAAGUCCUCGAUCACCACGAGUUUACCAACACAUACUACAUGGAGCACUAUCGCCAAUAUCGGGAUACCGUACGUGCUGUGCAUACAGAUGCGAUCAUGUUAUGCCAGCCUCCAGUGUUCGAAGUUCCACCGAGCAUCAAGGGAACAGCUGACGACGAUCCGAACAUGGUCUAUACGCCUCACUUCUAUGAUGGAAUCACCCUUAUGACGAAGAAAUGGAACCGCACAUGGAAUGUCGACGUACUCGGUAUACUUCGUGGCCGGUAUCUGCAUCCUGCAUUUGCGAUCAAAGUGGGCGAAAGUGCCAUUCGAAAUUGUUUCAGAGAUCAAAUGGCUGCCAUGAGGAAAGAAUGUUUGGACUAUAUGGGUAACCACCCUGUGUUGAUGAGCGAGUUUGGAAUUCCCUAUGAUAUGGACGAUAAAAAUGCAUACAAGACAGGAGACUAUUCUAGCCAGUCUGCUGCGUUGGAUGCAAAUCAUUACGCGGUGGAAGGCGCUGAAUUGGAUGGUUACACACUUUGGGUUUAUGAUACGCAGAACGACCACAUCCGCGGCGAUCAGUGGAACGGAGAGGAUCUUUCCAUCUUCUCUGUUGACGAUCGGACGCUCCCCGAACCACAACUGCCGCGCAAUUCAGACGCGAAUAAGUCACAGACUAGUCUGCUCAAAACUGUCACGUCUGCAAGCAGAUCUGAGGUCGAUGACGAAACCUCUGUGAACCCAAGCAAUCUGAAACGUACCAUGACCAACCCAUCCAUCUCUUCCGAGCCUCCCAGUCCUAAUCCCGAACUUACCAACUCUCCCGGUCUCCGUGCCGCCGAGGCCUUUGUCCGUCCGGCUCCAAUAGCAGUGAGUGGCACGAAAACCUCUUACGGCUUCGAUCUCAAGACAUGCGUCUUCCACUUGUCGCUCGCCUCAUCCUCAACCACCCCAGAAGCACAACCCACAACCAUAUUCCUGCCUGAGUACCACUUCCCGCGUGAUCAGGUCACAGUGGAGGUGUCAGGUGGAAAAUGGGAGAUCAGUACGGAUGACGAGGAGCGCACAUGGAUCCAGAAGCUGCGGUGGUGGCACGGCGAGGGCACGCAUCAGCUCAAGGUCACAGGACUGGUCAGGCCGCACAACACUCUGCAAGGGUCCGCUGAAGAGGCCGGGUACCUGGAGCAGUGUCAGGCGAGCUAUGGAUUUGAUGCCGGCAAAUGCGCGUUGAUGUAG
Messenger RNA from Truncatella angustata, 2313 nucleotides. RefSeq names its product putative glycosyl hydrolase. Gene Ontology annotation, molecular function: steryl-beta-glucosidase activity. Gene Ontology annotation, biological process: ergosteryl 3-beta-D-glucoside catabolic process. The record is from RefSeq and is a predicted model, not a curated record. Bases 1 to 2313 code for a protein of 770 amino acids. The transcript has 3 exons. NCBI's taxonomy places the organism in Eukaryota, Fungi, Ascomycota, Sordariomycetes, Amphisphaeriales, Sporocadaceae.